AUUCCCGGAAGUGCCUGACCGUUUGUUCCUCCUUUGUUUUUGCUGUUAGAGCCAGAGACAAGCCGUGAAGCGGGUUCAUCCAACUUCAUUCUACUCGAUGUUAGUCGGUGGGUUUGGACACAGAUUCUCAUCUUUUGAUACUUAGGAGCAGUUUGAGCUCAAAUCUACCCAAGUCUUUUUCCUCCUGGAUAUCUCGGUGCUCUCCGCUGUAGUUAGUCGGUACCGGAGCUCCUAACUCUCGUGCAGUGAAGCGGAGACGGUCACUGGAUGUAAAUUCGGGCUGUGUGAGCUGCACUAACGUCCAUGAGCAAAGUUCUAUCCAACAUCCCAUUCUGAAAGAAGACAAAGGUGGAUUUUAAGUGAAACUUAAAAGUUGUAUUUGGACAAAGACAAAGAUCACCUGAUUCCAGCAAACAUGGAUGGAAAGCCCACCUGUGACCAUUGUGGGAAGACUUUCAGCAGAAUGAGUGGGCUUAAAAGACACCAACAUAUCCACACUGGAGAAAGACCAUAUGAGUGUGACCAGUGUGGGAAGGCUUUCACCACAGCAUAUGACUUAAAAGUUCACCAACGCAUCCACACUGGAGAAAGACCAUAUGACUGUGAUCAGUGUGGGAAGACUUUCACCCAAAUGGUUGGGCUUAAGGGACACCAGCGGCUUCACACUGGAGAAAGACCAUAUGGCUGUGAUCAGUGUGGGAAGACUUUCACCCAAAUGGCUGGGCUUAAGAGACACCAGCGUAUCCACACUGGAGAAAGGCCAUAUGGCUGUGACCAUUGUGGAAAUGCUUUCAUCACAGCAGAUUACUUAAAAAUCCACCAACGCAUCCACACUGGAGAAAGGCCAUACUACUGUGACCAGUGUGGGAAGACUUUCACCAAAAAAGAUGGGCUUAAGACCCACCUGCGCAUCCACAGAGGAGAAAAACCAUAUGGCUGUGAGCAUUGUCAAAAGACUUUCAGCACAGCAGAUCACCUAAAACGCCAUCAACAAAGCCACACUGGAGAAAGACCAUAAAACUGUGACCAGUGUGGGAGGACUUUCACCCUCAUAUGUAUGCUUAAAGACCACCUACAUGGACUUCUGGUAAAAUUUUGAAGAGAGUAGCCACAUAGUUUUGAGCUCCUACAUGUCAGUUAAAAUAGCCCCACUAAAAUUGAUUGACUUGAUAUACAAACAUUUUAUACCUUGUAAUGACUAGAAAUAAUCAAUGCGAAAGCCACAGAAUCAAGAAAUCAACUCAAGAACAGGCUGCAAUGUCGACACUACCUGAACGCAAUGAGGCUGAACCUGGAGACCACAUCGAGAUCCUCCAAGCGGGGCUAGCAAGCAUCAGCAGAGACAUAAAAGACUUCCACCAAAACAUCAGAGAGGAGCUGCAAGAAUUUAAGAACAAUAUAAGUACAAAUGAAAAAAGAACUGACUUUGCUUAGGGAAGAUAUUUACCACAAACUCUGAAAAAAAUAACAAAGCUACAAAAGCAAAAGCCUAAGUUAGCUGAAGCCGAGGGCCGCAUAACUGAGCUGGAGGAGCGAAAUACUGAUGGAAACGAAGCACUGCUGAAACUACUAAACCAGACCCAACAUAUGCAAAAAAUGAAAAAAAAAAUGGACCAGGAAACAAGGUCACUGAGAAAUAAUAUCCACAUCUUCAGUCUUCCAGAAAAAAACAGAAGGAAACUCUAUGAUCAACUCCUAAGAACAGAACUGGAGAUUGCUGAGGAAACACCUGCAAAUACAGCGCACCCGCAGAAGCCCUCCACAAAAGCAGAGCACAGAUGUGCCUCUGAGAUCAGUAGUAGUCAACUUUCUGCAGUUUGAAAUCAAAGAAAUGAUCCUGACAAAGGUGUUACAAAAGAACCUAAAAGUGGAAGAAAAAAUAAUACAAUAGAGACCGAGAGAAAUGUACAAAACGCUCUUAUUGAAAAAUCUGACCAGGGUAAGGAUUCAAUAAAUAACAUAAAUGUGAAGUGGUAAAAAUAUAAUGACUGGGAUACAGUAGAGAGCAAUAUUUGGUAUUAAACAGGCUCCAUUUACAUAGAAACAAAAAGUUAUACAUCACUAUGGGAGAUUACUAGCAUUCUGUGGCUUAAACUAUAAUUAUUUAAUUCAUUACUAACCGACAGAGAAAGGAACAAGUUUAAAAAUGUUGGACACUUCUAGACAGAGGACAGAUCGACAAACUGGAUAUAUAACAUGGUCUAGGGAUGGGCCCUUGUGAGAUUAGGAUUCCCUGUCCACCCUCCAACAGGGACAGGGUGAGUACCCCAAUAUGGAAGUUCAAUGUUGUUCAUAUUGUUCAUAAAAUGUUUCACAUUUGCUUUGUUUCAAGUUGCUUGGGUGAACAUGCACAUGCAAUAACUCAAUAUAAUGGUAUAUAACAGUCUGAAAAUAUUGUCACUAAAUAUAAAUGGGUUGAAUUCACCUCUAAAGAAAGGAAAAGUCAUGACAAAACUGAAAAAAGAGAGGGUUCAAAUCAUAUUUCUACAAGAGACCCACCUAUCUAAGUCAGAACAUGAAAAACUAAAAAAAAUGUAGCUGUAGGAAUUCAUAUGACAGUUUGUAUAAACAAGGAAAUAGAAGAGGAGUCAUAAUAUUAAUAUCCAAUUCACGGAAUUUCUCUGUGAAAAAGAAAUCCCAGAUAAAGAGGGAAGAUAUGUCAUUGUGAAGGGAGAACUGGAAAAUAAACCAAUCUUUUGAUUUGUUUUCAAUAUAACAACAAUAGAAACUGAAGGCAUAUUAAUUUGUGGAGGAGAUUUCAACAUAGUGAUAAAUCAUAAAUUGCAUACAUGUCUUUUGUAAAUAUGAUCAAAUAAAUGUGUUUUGGGAGAUGGUGUGUGGAGUGUUACAACAAAUAAUGGGGGAUGAGAUUCCAGUGUGCUGUGAUGGACUGUGUUUGUGGAACUUGUCUGAUGAAAGUGUAAUGGGAAACCACAUAUACUUGGUUCAUAUACUUUUAGUGGUUU
Messenger RNA from Sphaeramia orbicularis (orbiculate cardinalfish), 2966 nucleotides. Its product is annotated as zinc finger protein 883-like. Gene Ontology annotation, molecular function: RNA polymerase II cis-regulatory region sequence-specific DNA binding; DNA-binding transcription factor activity, RNA polymerase II-specific. Lineage: Eukaryota; Metazoa; Chordata; Actinopteri; Kurtiformes; Apogonidae. The transcript is spliced from 3 exons. The coding region runs from base 416 to 1018 and encodes 200 amino acids. Gene Ontology annotation, biological process: regulation of DNA-templated transcription. The record is from RefSeq and is a predicted model, not a curated record.